Messenger RNA from Phyllopteryx taeniolatus (common seadragon), 4616 nucleotides. RefSeq names its product zinc finger protein 432-like. The record is from RefSeq and is a predicted model, not a curated record. The transcript has 2 exons. Gene Ontology annotation, biological process: regulation of transcription by RNA polymerase II. The coding region runs from base 288 to 1292 and encodes 334 amino acids. Lineage: Eukaryota; Metazoa; Chordata; Actinopteri; Syngnathiformes; Syngnathidae. Gene Ontology annotation, molecular function: DNA-binding transcription factor activity; RNA polymerase II cis-regulatory region sequence-specific DNA binding.
UGCCAACCGCCUUUGAGGAGCGACAGAAGAAGAAGAAGUCCGGAAGUCGCCAACUGUUUGCUGAGCGAACCACCGCGCGCUGGACUCGGAUUAAAUCACUUGUUUUCUUUCGUUGUCUUUGUUUUUCGACCAUCACACACUCCUGACGUGUGGCAGAAGGUCAACUUGUUGAGCUAAAACUCGUCUUAAGCCAACUAGUUGAGAGGCGCUCACGUUAGCUUAGCUUGCUAGCGGCAAACUGAGAGGGAGACGUUCAAGAUAGCAACAAACACGUCGCUCGUGGCAAAAUGUGUAAAGUCACAAUGCUCAGAGAAUUAAUGAAGCAGCGACUGAACUUGGCCGUGGAGGAAAUUUAUCAACUUUUUGAAAGAACCAUAAUGGAGUACGAGGAGGAACUCAGUCGAACAAAGGAGGAGAAAGAGCGACAAGGCCAACUACUCGACGCCGUUUUGAAGUCUCACGUUGGCAUACAGCAGGAAGACACGCGGCAGGUGUUGGUGGACGACAAGCCAGCAGCGGAGCCCCCCCACAUUAAAAAGGAAGAGGAGGAUGUGUGGAGCAGUCAGGAUGGACAGCAACCCCAAUGGCCAGCGGGGGGAGAGGAGGAGGCUGACGUCACGUUGCCCGACGAAGCUCACGAUGAGCGACGGCACUCGGACCCGGACAGCAGCUUCGCUCCGCUUUCAGAGAUGGACGACGACUCUGAUUCCGGAAGAGACAAAUCUUUACGCUGCUCGUUUUGUCGUAAAAGAUUCUCCUCCAACGGUAAUAUGAAGAGACACAUGAAAGUACACCAACAAACAGAGAAGGUUUUUACCUGCGCCCUUUGUAUGGAAAGUUUCCAGACCAGAGGGCUGCUCAUAUCGCACAAAAAUCGGCGACACACCGACAAGAACUCCGGCAAGCAAAAGUUCGACUGCUCCGAAUGCGGCAAAACGUUCGCGACGAUGGCCCGUUUAAAGAGACACAUGGCGAAACACACCGGAGAGAAACCUUUCGUGUGCUCAUUUUGCGACAAAAGAUUCAGUUUAAAUUACAUUUUGAAAAGACACAUGAGGUCCCACUCGAGCAGGGAACGCUUCUCGUGUCCCGUUUGUGCUAAAGGUUUCACAACGAAGUGGUACAUCGCGAUGCACAUGAGAACUCACACCGGGGAGAAACCCUUCCAGUGCAGCGUGUGUCAUAAACAAUUUCACUUUAAGAACGGCUUCAACAAACACACUUGCAUCGGGGACAACCAAAACGCAGCAAAUGAAGACGAAGGACGGCCGAAGAAGUCAAUGAAUGGAUAGUGUAUUUCGGUCGGUCUCGCCAUAAAUCACAACAAAAGUUGUGUGAAUGUACACAAAGAGGGAGAAAACACAUCAUACAACAUAUCCAAGCUGACCACUAGGCUUUACACGAUGAGGAUCGCUGAUCACAGAUCAGCGAAUUAAAAAAAAAAGCAAUAACCGAUCACCAAUUCGAUCACCAGAUGGAGCAGUGUGUCUAUUUAAAUGACUGGUUCAUGUACUGUAUGUACUUGUGUACUGAGUAUCUUCCAAAGUAUUCUGGAGUUAGGUCAUGCAUUCUAAUCAGACAGUUCAAAACAACAUUACAACAUGACAGACAUAACUUACUGUAAUUCAAUUACUUUAUUGUAAUUGCCUGACUUCACACACUGAAACUUGAGAGCAUGAGCCGACAUUACGCCGGCACGUUGACAUACGACCGUUAGUGCUAGCACUAACUUGCUAUGCUACGUAAUGUUUUGUUGCCUGCUUGCGAGCUGGACGUGAACAGACCUCAAGCAAGUCCUUUCCCAAGGACGUUUUCUUCGUAUAAUACACACGUGAAUAAUCAUCGUCGAAUCAUUUCACUCCCAAAACAGAAACACAUCGAGAUGAUGUAUUUACAAAUACAUAACCUUCUUAAAUUAUCCUUUCAUUUUCUGAAAAUAUUUGUUUAAAUGCAAUCUGGAAGGCUUUAUUUCUAAUGUUUCCGUGUACCCCAUAUCAACAUUACAUACUUUAAUAGGCGGUGCCAGACAUUUUGAAAACUGACUUUGUAAUAAGCUCACACAGUUUGUUGCGGUGAAAAGCUCUUUCUCUUUUUUGUUUUUAAAUUUCUACUUGACAUUGAAGUUUUUGCCUUUUGUUUCAGAAGAAUACCUUUUAAUGUUGUCAUUGUUGUUUUCAAAUAAAGAGUUGAAAAAAGUAUUUUGCCACUUUUUAAAAACAUCCGAGUGGUGCUAAUCGGAGAGGAGCAAAAUUGUCGAAAUGAUCUUCCUGCUGCGUUCCUUAGCGUACGUUUGUGAUAGUGGUCAGACUUUGGUACAAAUUUGGGUUACAAACUUAAAACGUGCAACAAUUUGACAAUAAUGUACAAAAAUGGGGCAAAUCUUGACAAAACCUGACAACAAUGUAAUGCUAUCAAGAAACAAGUGCAUAAACAGUGCAUACAUACAAGCAAAUAUGGAUAGAUAGUUGACUGCCUUUAUUUCCAACCCCAACUCCAAUGAAGUUGGGGCCUUGUGUUAAACAGAAAGAAAAACAGACUCCAAUGAUUAGCAAAUCAUGUUCAACCUAUAUUUCAUUGAAUACACUACAAAGACAAGAUAGUUCAUGUUCAAACUGAUUAAUCUUGAUUGUUUUUAGCAAAUAAUCAUGAACUUGGAAUUUUUUGGCUGCAACACGUUCCAUAAAAGCUGGGACAGGUGGCAAAAAAGACUGCGAAAGUUGAGGAAUGCCUGUUUGGAACAUCCCACGGGUGAACAGGCUCAUUGGGAACAGGUGGGCGCCGUGAUUGGGUAGAAAAGGAGCCUCUCUGAAUUGCUCAGUCAGUCACAAACAAAGAUGGGGCGAGGGUCACCUAGUUGUGAACAAGUGCGUGAGAAAACAGUCCAACAGUUCAAGGACAAUGUUCCUCAGCGUACAAUUGCAAGGAAUGGAGGGAUUGCGUCAUCUACGGUCCAUAAUAUCAUCAUAAGGUUCAAAAACCAACAUUGAAUGCCGGUGACCUUCGAUCCCUCAGGCGGCGCUGCAUCAAAAACCGACAUCAAUGUGUACAGGAUAUCACCACGUGGGCUCAGGAACAUUUCAGAAAACCAAUGUCAGUAACUACAGCUCGGCGCUACAUCCGUAAGUGCAACUUGAAACUCUACUAUGCAAAGCAAAAGCCAUUUAUCAACAACACCCAGAAAAGCCGCCGGCUUCUCUGGGCUCGAGCUCAUCUAAGAUGGACUCAUGCAAAGUGGAAAAGUGUUCGGUGGUCCGACGAGUCCACAUUUCAAAUUGUUUAUGGAAAUUGUGGACAACGUGUGUCCUCCGGGCCAAAGAGGAAAAGAACCAUCCGGACUGUUACGGACGCAAAGUUCAAAACCCGGCAUCUGUGAUGGUACGGGGCUGUGUUAGUGCCAAUGGCAUGGGUAACUUACACAUCUGUGAAGGCACCAUUAAUGCUGAAAGGUGCCUACAGGUUUUGGAGAAACAUGUGCUGCCAUCCAAGCAAUGUCAUUUUCACGGACGCCCCUGCUUAUUUCAGCAAGACAAUGCCAAACCACAUUCUGCACGUGUUACAACAGCGUGGCUUCGUAGUAAAACGGUGCGGGUACUAGACUGGCCUGCCUGCAGUCCAGACCUGUCUGCCAUUGAAACUGUGUGGCGCAUUAUGAAGCGUCAAAUACGACGACGGAGACCCCGGACUGUUGAACGGCUGAAGCUGUACAUCGAGCAAGAGUGGGAAAGAAUUCCACCUACAAAGCUUCAACAAUUCCCAAACGUUUAUCGAAUGUUGUUGAAAGAAAAGGUGAUGUAACACAGUGGUGCUAAACAUGAGCCUGCCUGUCCCAGCUUUUUGGGAACGUGCUGCAGCCAUCAAAUUCCAAGUUCAUGAUUAUUUGCUCAAAACAAUCAAGUUGAUCAGAUUGAACAUUAUAGCUAUCUUGUCUUUGUAGUGUCUUCAGUUCAAUAUAGGUUGAGCAUGAUUUGCAAAUCAUUGUAUUCUGUUUUGAUUUAUGUUUAACACAACGUCCCAACUUCAUUGGAAUUGCCGUUUGUAUAUGAAGGCAGUAAACUAUGAAUUAAAUAUUUGCAUAACUAGAAAAAAAAUAACAGGGUAGACAGCAAGUAUAGAUGCAUAUUAAAGUAAUUGAUAUAUAAAUCAUUUUAAAGUUUAAUAUAAAGUUUAGUUUCACCACAAACAUAUUUAAACAUUCAAAUAACAAACAUUUCCUGUUGAGGAAUUAUGAGCAAAAUAUAUACACCUCCAUGUGAUUCUUUUGUAAUAUUUUUUUUCAAAAUUGUUUUUCACUUUUUGUCUUGUAUCAAUGCAGUUUUUUAAACCUUUUUCAAGAUACAAAUCUCGAGUGUAAUAUUAUCAAUAAACAUGAAAAGUGAUAAAGCAUAAUAGAUAUAAUGUACUGUCUAUGAAAGUAAUGAGUAGCUGUACAUUCAACAUUUGUAUGAUAUGAGGAGUUAUAAUGAGUGGAAUAAUUUUUGGGGGAUAUUUAAAAAUAUGUACCUAUUUGUCGAGCAAUACUGCAUAUUAAAACCAUAAAAAAAAAAUAUAUAUAGAGUAAUAUGUAACCGCAAUGCAAUGUCAGCAGACAACCGUAAGAGGGCAGUAUUAAUCCACUA